GACGUAUUUUUUGGUACCGAGCGGAGAGGAGAUGCACACGGCACUCGAGUGAGAGUGCAUGUUUCAGAAGAGUUGGAAAACCCCCUCGUACAUUAGUGUCAGGACUGGGGGACGAGCAGGAGGAAACAUAUUACGGGGACCAGAAUUUAGGGGACAAUGCGAGUCCACGUGCACACCAAGUUUUGUUUCCUGUGUGUGCUCACCUUCCUCUUCCACCAGUGUAACCACUGCCACGGAGAUGGGCACCAUCAACACAACGGGCAUCACCAUGCCGACCACAAAAACGCCCACAGUGACUUGCAGAUUUCGGAGGCUCCGUACGUGAGAGGAGCCACUCUGUCCCCGGAGUCCAAGAGUCCUGACGGGGAAACUCUAGAGGAGGAACAACGCUACUUCAUCCAGGAGCUGUUCAAACGCUACGGACAGAAGGAUCGGCUAGACUACCAGGGAUUUCAGAGUCUGCUCUUUAGCUUGGGUCUGGGUGAAGUGAAAGUGGUGGAUGUGGAGCAUGAGGAUCUGGGUCACGACCACGUAGCCCACCUCGACAUCCUGGAUAUGCAGGAGGGGCUUCACUCGCAUUCGCCCACCACGGAAGACCAGAGUCAGGGGCACAAGCAUGGGCACGGUCAUCCACACCACAAGUCCGGCUCGCAAGCAGAUCAUGAUCAUAAUCACGCCGAGGUGGAUGAGAGUGGCCACAAACAUUCGGACGGACGUGUGCCGGACUCACAUGAUCACGAUCAUGAUCACGCACACGAUAAAGAGCACACACAUGAGCAGGUCCAGGUGCAGUCUAACCACAAAGACCUGUCCUCUAAACCUCACAGUGACCACGACCACAGUGACCAUAGUGACCAUAGUGACCCAUCAAAAUUUACCCAUCAAAACCACAGUGACCAUAACCAUGACCACAGUGACCAUGACCAUAUUGACCAUGACCACAGCAAUCAUGAAAACGAUCAAGCCAAUCAAACGCAAACCAGCACAGCCAUUCCUCCCAUCAACCAGCAACACUCCGCCCAACUAGAGCCGUCCGCAGUCCCUCAGGAGCCGCGGACUUCUCCCGCCCCAAGGGAAAAGUCCACCACGAAGCAGAGAAAGCAACGGAGAAACAAAACCACCACAUCUCCCACGCUCCGAUCCGAUGACCACGCCGGCGGUCACGGACACGGUCACAGCCAUUCUCAUAAAGCUAAGAGAGAAGCACCGUCGGGGCGCUCUACUCCGACCCCACCAGGUCCCAUCCCGCCUGGGCACGCUGUGGGAUUAUCUCAUCAGCACGAAGAGUGUCUGAACCUGACUCAGCUCCUCAACUACUACGGCCUGACUCCCGAAUCGCUCAUCUCGCCCAGCCAGUUCACCUAUCUGUGUCCGGCCCUGCUCUACCAGAUUGAUAGCCGCGUCUGCAUCCGCCAUUACCACCAGAUGGAUGUGGAGCAGGAGGCCUUGGAGCCCGUCAAUUCCCUGUGGAUCUGGGUCUGGGGCUUUGUGUCCAUCACCAUCAUCAGCCUGCUGUCUCUGCUGGGCGUCAUUCUCGUGCCCAUCCUCAAACAAUCCUGCUUCAAGUUCCUGCUCACCUUCCUCGUGGCCUUGGCGGUGGGCACGCUCAGCGGCGACGCCCUCCUUCACCUGCUGCCUCAUUCUCAAGGGAUGCACGACCACAGCCAGGUUGGGGUGACCCACGACGACGAGGACCUGCUGACAGCUUUCGAUGGGGUGUGGAAGGGCCUAACGGCGCUGGCCGGCAUCUACUUCCUCUUCAUCAUUGAGCACUGUCUCGGCAUGUUUAAGCACUACAAAGACCAGAGGGGCAUGAAGAAGGUUAGCGAGGAGGGCAAAAUUGGCAGGAAGUUGUCAGAUCACAAGCUGAAUCGGCGCUCAGACGCAGAGUGGCUGCACCUGAAGCCGCUCAACGAAGACCCCGACAGCACGGCCGUCUCCUGCGACAACGGUCACAACGACACGCAGCUAUCCGAGCUUCAGACGCGCAGCGACUCCCCCACCAACAAGACGCCGCUGACACACACGAGCCCCCAACACGACCACCCGUCGCCCAUCAAAGAGAACGGACGCAAGGUCAAGCAGCACGGUCACGGACACUCUCACGGUCACUCUCAUGGCGGGAACUGCCACUCAGAUCAGGAGAUGAAGGACGCCGGGAUCGCCAGCAUCGCCUGGAUGGUCAUCAUGGGAGACGGCAUGCAUAACUUCAGUGACGGGCUGGCCAUAGGCGCAGCGUUCAGUGCAAACCUCACAGGAGGAAUCAGUACAUCAGUGGCUGUUUUCUGCCAUGAAUUACCUCAUGAACUCGGUGACUUUGCCGUGCUUCUGAAAGCUGGCAUGUCAGUGAAGCAGGCCAUUGUGUACAAUCUGCUGUCCGCCCUCAUGGCCUACGUUGGCAUGCUGAUUGGCACAGCUGUGGGCCAGUACACACACAAUGUCACCAACUGGAUCUUCGCCAUCACAGCUGGCAUGUUCCUGUAUGUGGCUCUGGUGGAUAUGCUGCCAGAGAUGCUUCACGGUGACAGUGAGGAGCACAAGCGCUGCCAGCUGGGACACUUUAUCCUGCAGAACCUGGGCAUGCUGACCGGGUUCGGCAUCAUGCUGCUCAUCGCCAUCUUUGAAGACCGCAUUGUGUUCGAUUUUGGCUUUUAGUCGUCAGUGGAGGACAGUGAAGGAGGGAGGGACAGGGAGAGGGAGAGCUGGAUGUAUCAAUGUUGUUCUUCUUGGCCUUAACAUGCUUUGUUUGAGAUGUAACGGCCCCAGUCUUGCAUGCAAUGUGAGUCUCAUUCAUGGCCCGUGCCUCCAUUCCAAACAUGCAGCGUUGCAGUUGGCUUAUGCAUAUCUCUGCUAGUGACGUUUACACUUCUUUUAUUUUGCUCCUCCAUCACCUCCUCUCUUCUCUCGCUUGUUCCGAAAUGUUUGGGUUUGAGGCUGAGGCUACACUCCUCAAACAAAGAAAACAGCCUCCUUUACUCCUCUUGUAACGGUUAACUCCAUCUAAAAAAAAUAAUUUAAAAAACGGAGCUGCGAGAUAGUAAAAAAGGUGGUACAGGACGCAUUCUUGCAGAGAUGCAGCUGUCACGGCCCAGCAGCUCCUCGCCUAUCCAUCAUCACCUGUUGUUAGAGUGUUGUUGUCGUCGUACCCCCUCCCUCCACCCUCUCCCCCCUGCACCUCCUACUUCUUCGUCUCUUAUCCACCCUGUGCUGUGUCCUAUCAUCCAUGCCUAGUACAUCUGUGGUGUGUUUCACCCGCCAUCCAUCAUCAACUUUUGAUGUCAUCAUGCUGUGUAUCAAACAUCUCGUCUCUCUGUGCUAUGUCCUGGCCACUGGAGCAAAACCACAACCCACAGCCGCACAUCCACACAUCCACACCUGCACCGCAUCACAGUGUCCCUAAAAGAGACUGAAAGCUCAGUUUUAGCAAGCUACUGCAUCUGGAAUAAACCUUUUUUUUUUUUAGCUCACCUGCAAAAUGUGUUGACAGCCACGAAGCUGCAGUGUCAAAAAUAGAAAAGUGUUCCCCUGACCAUAUGAGACGAGAUUGUCUAAAUGGCUCAGUGUUAUUUUUUAUUUAUUUGUUUUUUUUGCUGCAUUACUUCACCUAAAUUUUGAUAUUUGGGAUUAAUAAACCUUUGUAGUUCAUAGUGAUAGCUAACACAGCUGCCAAAGCCUUUAAAAAAAAGUUAGCAUUUAAGAUUAAUCAGUGUUUUUGUUCAGAAACUAGAUGCCACAAGUGUCUGACCAACUCUUUUUUUUUUUUAUAGGUUUGACAAUCUGUAGCCAAAUGACACAUAUCCUUGUUAGGCCUUUUAUCUUUUUCUUCAACAAUCAACAGUUCCAAAAUGUGAAUUCAGAAAAAAACUAGUCAUUCUCGUCUUCAUCAAAGUGUUGUAGUUUACUAGAUUUGUUUAGUGUGUCUCUUUGAGUUUCUAAAAGGUGCUUUGUCCGGUCGGACCACCCAACAGCAAACAUUUAAUUACAAGAGGAGAAUAAAAGGUUGAGUCACACUAAUUCAAAUUUUUUACGUACUGUAAACGCAAGGUCUUUAUGGUGUCAGUAGUCGAGCAGCUAAAAGCUAAUUUUUGUUCCUGCUAAAUAGUUUCGGAGGUACUUCUGUCGAAGAAUCAGUUAACUCGUUGAUCCUGACAAUCGGAGACAGACCAAGCAAAAGCCAAGAACUCUCACAGCAGAACAAUAAUCUGUGUCAGCAUUCCUUGCACUUCUAAUGGAGGUUUAACACGAGUUAUUAGACUUGUGUUAAACUCAUAUUUUUCCGGGGAAUGAACAUAUUAGUCAUUUUGCUGACUGAGCCAACUGUGUGGAUUUUCAGUGGCUGGUGCUUGACGUGGCCUCUUCCCCCCCGCCCCGACAUUCCAUUGGCUGUUCUGCCGCUCACAUGCUAAGCUAGUUAGCCUAGCUUCAGCUGCUAGAGCACACAGAUAGGUGUGUGACUUCAUUUAUCCUGUCACUGUGUGACAUCCAUCGUCUAUGUCUUAACUGGCUGUAAAUCAUCGUCAGUCACAUUGAACUCGUGUAAAUGAUCUGACAGAAUCAUGCAUGAAGCAUGAGUGAAAUGGUACAGACAUUGUGUUGAGUGUAAAAUUGUUUUCAUUCUUUGUACUGCAAAGUUAAAAUAUUGACAACCUUUGUUACUUUUUAAAUUAAAUGUUUGUGAAGAUCAUGACAAGUUCUUUGGGGCCUUGUGUAACUAGUGUUACAAGACUUUUUCUGUUAGCUAAAUGCAAAUGAGGCAGGUGUCAAAUUAUGCAGGUGUUGUGUAGGAGUUUAACUUCUCUACUUCAUCAGUUAGAUCUCUUUUUAUAUGAUUUAUUUUAGGAGGCUAACUCACAUUUGUACCGUCUGUAACAGCAAUGCAAACAGUUAUGAAAUUGGACCUCAGUGUAUUUUCAUUCUGUGUCAUCUUUGCUGUCUUUAAAAUAAAUCUUUACAUUUAUUUUGUCAGUUUUUGAAACAUCUAUUUUGAUAACAUGUACAAAUUAAACAGUUUCCUGUCGAGUGUUUGUUAAGACUUUGUGACACUUAUGACACCGCCCCAAUUAACGCGUUUCUUCACUGUUUGUGUUGCAAAAAAAAUUGUCGGUAGAAUGAAGGUCCAUGAUUGUUCUCAUUAUUUGCUUUGUUGUAUGUAUAUUUGUUUAGUAAUCUGGAUCUAAAAAUGCAAAAUGCAACAUCUUUGCUGUUUGCCUGUCUGUGCAUUCUCCCCAUUAUGAAAGGAAAAUAAACUCUGA
Scomber scombrus (Atlantic mackerel) is the source of this 5252-nucleotide messenger RNA. RefSeq names its product solute carrier family 39 member 10 (gene slc39a10). The coding region runs from base 157 to 2655 and encodes 832 amino acids. Lineage: Eukaryota; Metazoa; Chordata; Actinopteri; Scombriformes; Scombridae. The transcript has 11 exons. The record is from RefSeq and is a predicted model, not a curated record. Gene Ontology annotation, cellular component: membrane. Gene Ontology annotation, molecular function: zinc ion transmembrane transporter activity. Gene Ontology annotation, biological process: intracellular zinc ion homeostasis; zinc ion import across plasma membrane; positive regulation of B cell receptor signaling pathway.